AUGGUCAUUCCCGCUGCCCUCGGCAUUUACUACCAGAAUAUCAGCAUGCCCAAAGUCUUCUUCUAUGGAACCCUCAAGAGGGGCGAGCCGAACGAACAUGUGCUUAGGAAUCCUGGGCUCGGGCUUGUCUCUUUCAUCGCCGAAGCGAAGACCGUUCAGAAGUUUCCGCUUACCAUAGCCUCAGAAUUCAACCUCCCGUAUCUCUUACUGAAACCGGGACAAGGGAACCGAAUCCACGGCGAAAUUUUCGAAGUUGAGAAUUUAUCUAUCCUCGACGAAUUCGAGAGUUGUCCCAGAUAUUACACUCGGGUGGAAGAGCUAGUUGAACUUGAAAACGGAGAGCUCAUCAAUGUCUGGCUCUACGCUUUGGAAGGUUUCAAGCUAGAGCUCCUCGAAAGACCUUUGUUGAGCAGCUAUUCGUCCAGUGGUACGCACGGGCUCGCCUACAGGAGGGGCGCCGGUCAGAACCCACAGCAUCGGUACCAGGUGAUGAAAUCUGAAGAUGAUGGGGUAGACGAUUGCCUUCGAGGUCCUCCACGUUGAUGUAUUAUUGAGCCGUCUUCUACGUCUGUGGAAUGGAGAACUCUCUGCAGGAAGUACCCACCGGUGUACCAUCACCGGUCGAGCAAGAGUAAACGAGCUCUUCGAGACUACAUGACGUCAAUAAUAAUUUAUUACGUUCAUAAGAGUAAAUAAACGUUAUCUCGUCGGUGAGGUUCUCCACGACCGGACGUAAAAGC
Messenger RNA from Galendromus occidentalis (western predatory mite), 740 nucleotides. Its product is annotated as putative gamma-glutamylcyclotransferase CG2811. Lineage: Eukaryota; Metazoa; Arthropoda; Arachnida; Mesostigmata; Phytoseiidae. Gene Ontology annotation, cellular component: cytosol. The coding region runs from base 1 to 543 and encodes 180 amino acids. The transcript has 3 exons. Gene Ontology annotation, molecular function: gamma-glutamylaminecyclotransferase activity. The record is from RefSeq and is a predicted model, not a curated record.